AUGACAGAUCUACUUUUCCAGAAGGUCCCUGCUCUCCCUCGUGGCGCGCAAACACCACAAGCAAUUAUCUUGCGAGACAACUACGCAUAUGACGAUACCGCAAGCCAUGUUCCCCCAUCACUACAACGCCGCAUUCCUGUCGCAAUGAAGCAACAAGGAAAAUUGCACCUCUACAAGAAUGAAGAAGGGUUCCUCUAUGCUAAAAGCCCUACUAGAGGAUGGGGAUCGACUUUCUUUAUCCGGAAUGGGGUUCACUUACAUGUCAUACUACCCCUGAGUUACUUGAACAUUGGGAAGAAUUUCCGUCCCUUAUCGGAGAAGCAAAACGAUCUGUUUCCGCCCGUUGUUAUGUCCGGCAAUGAAUGUCGCCUGCAGCCUGGAACAACAAAGCUCAAGAGAUUCAUUAGAACUUUCUGGGAUACCAUUCGCCAAGAUCCAAACACCUUGAAGGGUUUCAAACUCAGCGAUAAACGAUAUUCAGAUAUCUUCUCUGAGCCGAACUACAAGUCCAACGUGGAAAGUGUUAUUGACGGCCUUGUUUCCGAAGCAAAGCGAUUCCUCCGAGAUGGCGAUUUUGGUCUGCAAGAUCUUCUUGGACUCCCAGAUGCUACCGCUCAAUCAACUAUUGGCCAAGCAAUUUACCUUCGUGUGUAUCUCCACCUGGAUACAACUGAUGAAGUCGGUCUCUAUAUUGGUCAAAGCACUCGAGUCAAGGCGAGGGUUCAAGACCAUGAGAAGACUAUCAAGUCAAUGGGAGGAUACUCCCCUCACUACAGCAUCGCACGCAAAUCCCGUCCCGAUGAUCGACAAACCUUUCUGCUUUGUUUCUGGACACUUGAUAAUAAAGUUAGUCCAGCUGUAAUGGACAUGGCAGAACAAACAAUGAUCUCGAUGUUCGAUACCUACCACACAUGGAUUGCAAGCUCUUCCUCAAACUUCGCCUACAAGCCAGAAUACCUAGCCAUGCAUAACCAAUGCAAGUAUUUGCAGUCAGUUACAAAGAAGACACGAGAUAUCACAGGAUGGCAACAUCACCUUGAUGCCAAUAUCCAUGGCUGUAAUGUCACGAAUCCGCUAUGGUUCUAUUACUCUCUCAAGACUAUCAAUUGUUUCAAAAUGUCUAAUCUUGAUCCCACGGUCCGCACGUACACGACAUACAGGAUGGCUUGCAAGUUCAACAAAGGGCGUGGCAACCGACACUCAACGUGUUUCUGGUACCAUGAUCAAGAUGGAAAGUCCUAUUGUAUUGCUUUUGGCUUUCCCAAAGAAUCUUUCCAGCGCUUCUCUCCACAGUCUGGACACAUAGUCUUUGAGAUCAUGGAUGAUUACCGCCCACAUCCAGAUGCCUGGUUUGGUUGUCCAAGUGUCGGGAGGUUUGAGAACUUUGAGCUGCCAUCUUCCUUGGGAAUUCGCAUUGAGUGGUUUGACGAGACCUCACACAAAUGGCUAACGGUACCAAUCACCCAGACCUCUGGGAAGAUAGACCCCAUACUGAGAUGGACCAAAGCCCUUACUAUCAUCCAACUUCUAGAAGGUAUCACCUGGACAGGUCCACUGAAUGGUCUUCAAAACUCCAUAGACUUUGGCGGCAUGCAAGUGGCAGUACUCAAGAUAGACCAUUUACAGCAAAGGUGCCAAUGGCUUCCACGUCAGAGAAAGAUUCUCCAAGCUCCUGUUGAAGCAUCUUGGGAUCAAAACUUCAAAUGGAUGACGAAAGAAUUCGGCAAAGGCGCGACGGUCAUCUGUAGCGAACCACCUGCUCGUGGUGAUGACUUUUGGAAAACCUCAGCAAAUGAAAAUCCUAACACUCGCAACAAGAUGCGAUGUGAUUUCUGCAACUAUAGUACACCGCACCAAUGGAACCGCACCCCAUGCGAAAGAGAUCCAGAGCGCACUGACAUAUGGGUAUGCAAACGGUGUUCCGAGAUGAACCGUCCAUGUACAUUCACACCUAUAACUACAUCGAAGGAACUUUGGGGCGUUGAUAAGCCUUUCCUCAAUCACGGUGGCUGGUCGAAGUAUCCAACUGGACCGCAUCGCAAACUUGCAUUUCACCAAGCUAUCCCACUUGAGAAGCAGAUCACGCCUACUGCCAUACCAGAGCCAUUCAGCGUGACACCAGAAACAACCGCGUUAGAAAUAGAGCGCGAUGAGGAGGCCGGAUUGAGCUAUGAGGUUCAGGACAUUGAUGAUGAUGAUGAUGAUGAUGAUGAGUAG
Molecule: messenger RNA, 2217 nt
Organism: Fusarium odoratissimum NRRL 54006
Lineage: Eukaryota; Fungi; Ascomycota; Sordariomycetes; Hypocreales; Nectriaceae
Exons: 2
Coding region: 1-2217 (738 amino acids)
Source: RefSeq, a predicted model, not a curated record